AUGAGUAUUAUUUGCUAGGAACACUAAUAACAAGUAGUUUUUUAUCGAAAAACUAUUGGUGAAUAAAAAAAGUAAAAGCUAUGUGAAAAAUGCGUUGUAAAUAUGAAUAAGAAUUUAAUACUGAUUGAAGAUUUAGAAAAGUAAUUCAAUUAAUUAAAAUCUUAAUUUUCAAAGGAAAUAGAAUCAAAAAGAUCGCAAAAUUUAUAAGUCUUACAAUAAGUUAGAAAUUAGCUUUAGGAAUAAAUGGAUUAAAUUACAAAUAUUUUAGGAAAAAUAAUAUUCUUUAUUGACACAUAAGUGAAAAUCAUAAUAAAUUUGAAAGAUGAAUCAAUAGAAACUUUAUCACUAAAUAAUGAUUUUUCAACCUUUUAAUAAUUAACUUGUGAAGAAUCAAUUAUAUUUAAUAAUAUUUAAACCUAAUUAUUAGGAUAUAUCAAAUAAUUGGGAUAUGCUCAAUUUUAAGAGUAAUUAGAAAAAUUAAUAAAUAAGAUUGAUUAUGAUAAUUCAAAGUUUUAUGAUUCUAUAUGUUAAUACUUUAACUUUAAACGUAAUUUGAACAAUGAACCUGAGAUGGAUAGUAAAUGGAUAUGUGAGAAACAUAAAGAUAAAAUAUAUUAUGUAGAUUUAAAUUAUCAAGAAACAGUUCCAAAUCGAGUAGCAUGUGGAAAAUGUGUUCCUUAAUAUUUUGUAAAAUAUGAAUCUCUUGAUACUUUGAAAUAACAUUGGGAAAAUCAAGAGGUGUUAAUUCACAAUUGUAUUGAAAAAAAUGAUAAGUUUAUUAUUUAGUAAAUUAGCAGAACAAAAGAAUUCAUGAAAUCUUAUAAAGAAUAAGUUAUUUAAUUAAUUGAUGGUUGCUUUGAUAAAAUAGAUUAGAUUAGUAAAAAUUAAAAUUGGAUAUAAAAAAAUACUAAAUAUCUUAUAAAAAAGGAUUGGUAUUAAUUGGAAAAGGGAGAGUUAAUUUAAAUUGCAAACAUAUUUGGGUAAUAAUAACCUGAAAAAGUUUUAUAGAAAGAAAUUGAUGAUUAAAGAUAUUAGUCUAUGUCAUAAACUAAAACUUUUAUUAAAAAGGCUUAUGAAAUAAUCUUAGAGUUGACUAAUGAAUAAAGAUCUAAAUUUAAAGAUUUAUUUCACAGAGAUUUUUAGGAAAAAUGUGAUCAGAUAAUGAAAACUGCAAAAGUAAAUAAUAAUAUAUAGAUGAAGAAUAAUUUGAAAUUCUAGGUUUAAGAGAAAUUUUCAAUAAAUGAAAGAUUGGAAAGUUCAUUUGAUGAAGUUAAUAUUUUUACUAUAACUUUUAAUUACUAUGGAAAUAUAAUGAUAGCUGGAUAUGAGAAUAAACUAAUAAAAGUAUUUAACUUUGAUAAAGGUAAUCUAUAACAAAUUUAAUAAUUAAAUCAUCAUACAAAUAAAGUAACAUGUUUAUAAUUCAUAAACGAAUCUUCAUCCUUUAUUUCUGGAUCUAGUGAUAAAACAAUAGUGAUUUGGGAAUAAGAUGAUUAAUUCUAAUGGAAAUGUUAAUAACAACUUUAAGGUCAUUCAUAAUGUAUAAGUUGUUUAAUAGUAUCAAAAUCUGGAAAGUUUAUUAUUUCUGGAAGUUUAGAUACAACAAUUAUUAUUUGGAAAAAGGUUUAAAAUAUAUGGAAUUGGUUUUAAACUUUGUAGUAUCAUAAAAAGAAAAUAAUAUCUUUAUCAUUGAAUCAUUCUGAAAAUUAAAUGAUCUCAUGUGCACAUGAAGAAACAAUGAUUCAAAUAGCUACAUAUAAUAGUGAUACUUAAUUUUGGACUAAAACUCAUAUUAUUAAAACUAAUUAAUGGGGAUUAAGUUUACAUUUUAUAAAUGAAACUCUAUUUACAUUUCAACCUUACAAUUCCAAAAUUUUUCAACUAUAUACAAAACAAAAUGGAAAGAAAGAAUUUUUUAAAAUAAAAGAUAUUUAAUUAAAUAAAAGUGGCUAAUCCAUUAUAUCUUUUCCAUAGAUAUUUAACAAUACAAAGUCCCUUUUAUUACUUAAAAAUGGACCCUAAAUUGUGAUUUUUAGAAUAACACAAGAUUAAUAAUUUAUUAUUGAUGGUUUGAUUAAUUUUUAUUCUGAUGAAAUAAUAGGAUCCAUUACUCCUGAUUUUCAAUAUUUAGUGACCUGGGAUAAUUAAUCAAAAAAUUUAUAAAUUAGAAAAUUAGUUGAAUAAAGUUGA
This is a messenger RNA of Paramecium sonneborni, 2190 nucleotides long. Lineage: Eukaryota; Ciliophora; Oligohymenophorea; Peniculida; Parameciidae. The record is from the annotation of a GenBank genome assembly.